AUGGAAACUAGAGUCAAAACUCCGAGUUCCCCCUCCUUACCAUGGAGAACACGUAUUUACCUAUCCUUUAUCUCCUGGGCAACAGACGCAGUUAGCAAACCAGACGGCACUGUCAACCGUCGUUUCCUCAGAUGCCUUCAGCCACCGAUCCCAUCGAUUUCGAUACCCAUCUUUGGUGUCAAGACAUACGAUGUGGUCAUAAAUCCAACUAGCCAGCUUUGGUUCCGCGUAUUUGUCCCAAAACAGCAUGUUGUUGAAGAUCUACCUCUGAUUAUGUGCUUUCAUGGGGGUGGAUUUGUCUAUCUUGCCCCCAACGUAAAAAUCUAUGACACUUGGGGCCGCAGGAUAGCAAGAAAAGUGCCUGCCAUUGUUGUUUCUGUUGGUUACCGUCGUGCCCCAGAGCACCGAUACCCUGUACCACAUAACGAUUGUUUUGACGUGUUGAAAUUAUUAGACGUUGAGGAAAAUAGAUCAAAAUGGCUACCGGAGAAUGUUGAUAUUUCACGUUGCUUUCUCCUUGGUGAUAGCGCGGGUGGAAACAUAGCUCAUUAUGUUGCUCAAAGAGCAUGCGAAUUUAACUUCCAACGACUUCAGGUAAUUGGUUUGAUAUCAAUUCAACCAUUCUUUGGUGGAGAGGAGCUAACAGAUGCCGAAAGAGAACACGAAGGAACUCCCCUAGUGUCACUGAAGCAAUGUGAAUGGUAUUGGAAGGCUUUGAUGCCGCCAAGUGAAGGAAACAAUCGUGAUCAUACAAUCAUCAACGUGAGUGGGCCGAAUGCAAUGGACAUAUCAAAAUAUGAUUUUCCAGUAACCAUGGUAGUUGUGUCUGGAUUUGAUCCUCUAAGAGACUGGCAAAACAGGUACUACGAGUGGCUGAAGAAGUCCAAGAAAGAAGCAUAUUUGGUGGAGUACCCAAAUAUGUGUCACAGUUUCUAUGUCUUCCGAGAGGUGCCUGAAUCUGAGCAACUUUUGUCAGACGUAAAGGACUUCAUUCACAAAGUGUGUUCGAAUACUAACUGA
This is a messenger RNA of Erigeron canadensis, 1020 nucleotides long. Its product is annotated as probable carboxylesterase 18. Bases 1 to 1020 code for a protein of 339 amino acids. The transcript is spliced from 2 exons. Gene Ontology annotation, molecular function: hydrolase activity. The record is from RefSeq and is a predicted model, not a curated record. NCBI's taxonomy places the organism in Eukaryota, Viridiplantae, Streptophyta, Magnoliopsida, Asterales, Asteraceae.